GUACGAAUCGGAAUUUUCCUGCGUUUUCUGCGUCCUCCGCUCCUCCUCCCUCCAUAAUUCUUUUCUUUUGACCAUCACUCUCUCUCUCUCUCUCUCUCCCCUCUCUCUCCUCUCUGCACUUUUCUAGGUCUCUUUUUUCUUUGCCAUCUUCUCUAAUAAUUCUUAUAUUCUUGUUCCUUUCUCCGAAGUUCGAGCUUGCUCGGCUGCUUUUUCUUCUCUCUCUCACUCAUUCCUCUUCUCUCUACCUUCACCGCUCCGGCGUUCCUAAUCACUCUCAAUGGCUGCCUUCCCUUCAUCAUUCGACGCCCCGAUCGCGCAAUCGGCGUCGGCUUCGUCCUCUGGACCAGCCGAUGACUGCUUCGAGGACGCCUGCAGCAUAUGUCUCGAGCCCUUCACCACUUAUGAUCCUGCUGCUGUUACCAAUUGCAAGCAUGAAUAUCAUCUUCAGUGCAUACUUGAGUGGUCACAAAGGAGCAAGGAGUGCCCUAUAUGUUCACAAUUUCUUUGCCUGAAGGAUCCUGUCAGCCAAGAAUUGCUAGCUGCAGUGGAGAGUGAAAGGAACUUGAGGCCAAGCCGCAUAUCAAUCACUUCUGAGGACUUUGAAAAUGAGCACGAUGCUCCAUACACAGAUGACUCUGACUUCAAUGAGCGCAUUAUGCAGCAUUUAGCUGCAGCUGCAAGGAGAGCCCGUAUUAUGAGCAGGAGGGAAAGGCGUAGAUUCUCUGGAUUUGGACCCUCACAAGGUUUGGUUUUUAGUGCCACUGCAAAUGCACCUGAGGUGCAGCCAACACAUGCUUCACAUGGCGAAGGUCUAAAUUCUGGUUAUGGGUCAUCUGAGGGCAAUUCGCCAACUUCUAGCAUCACAUCUUCUAUCAAUAAUCAACCUCCAUCAGCAGUGGUUUCUUCUGCAGUGAAUAUGAUAUCAAGCAUAGAGGUCAAUGACAGGGAGGUUCCCCUCAAACCCAGAAUUCUGUAUAGCCAGUCGCCUUCUGAUGGUCCAUGCAGACCAACUCCAUCUGAACUGGUCUCCCUUUCUGAGUCUAUCAAAUCUAAAUUGUCUGCUGCUUCAGCCAGAUACAAGGAAUCUAUCUCAAAAGGUACAAGAGGUUUGAAGGAGAAGCUACUUGCUCGUAAUAAUUCCGUAAAAGAGCUGAGCAAAGGAGUUCAGCGUGAAAUGAGUGCAGGCAUUGCUGGUGUUGCACGAAUGAUCGAGCGUCUGGAUCCUAUGUCAAAACGAACUGGUGUCUCUGUUCCUGUUUCUAGUUAUAAUGUAGGGACCUCAAACUUCUCUUCCAAGGGAAAAGACGUGCAAGAGAAUGUAAUUGAUCAGUCUCUUAAUGGAAAUGACGGUGGGAUUGCACAUGAUAUAAGUGCUGAUAGGCCCUCGUAUGUAUCUGCUAAUAUAUCUGGUCGGCUGGAAGUUCCCCACACACAGGAUGAGCACUAAUGGUGUAUAUAAUAUUAUGGUUGGGAGUGGGUGCCCUAUAUCCGACUUCCCUGGUUUCACCUGCUCGGUGGAAGCUAUUCUCAUGCAAGUGACGAUCGUCAAGAUUCAAUCUGCUGUCAAUGAGAUGGGCGAUUGGUUUGCGUCCUGCAUGAAUUAUGGGGAGUGUAAACGUUAAUUUGGCUGGUACAGAUGAGUCAAGAUCACGCUGCUGCAUUUUCCCUUUAUUUAAAUAAUUAACUUGUUUGUAGGAUUUGUUAUGGUGGUUACAAGUCGGAAGAAUCAAUAGCUAUAUGUAUGAUGAUGUCAAUCCUAGUUUUCUCUUCAGAUAUCUUGCCCAGAUUGGGCUGCAGAAACUCUCUACAACUUCACUUUCUUAGUUAUUGAUUUCUCUUGUUCUUUUUACUCGAAA
Malania oleifera is the source of this 1856-nucleotide messenger RNA. Its product is annotated as E3 ubiquitin-protein ligase RHF1A-like. The record is from RefSeq and is a predicted model, not a curated record. The coding region runs from base 278 to 1447 and encodes 389 amino acids. Gene Ontology annotation, molecular function: ubiquitin-protein transferase activity. The transcript is spliced from 8 exons. NCBI's taxonomy places the organism in Eukaryota, Viridiplantae, Streptophyta, Magnoliopsida, Santalales, Ximeniaceae.